AUGGGCCACGUGGGGCUCGUCUUCGGCAACGAAGUGAACCACGACGAUACACUCCUCGAGUGCGGCAGUGACGACGAGGACGCCAUCGGGAGCGAUGACGCUGGCGCCAUGUUCGACGACCUGCAGAGGGAGCAGGGGGAGAACAUCGCUGCUUGCAGGGCCGGGCCGUCCUUCGACCAGAUGCUUGCCAUGGCAGCGGCGGCAGCUGGCGGUGCCCAAGGGCAGCGCCUGAUCGGCGACGGCAGAACGUCCACGCCCACCAAGAACGGAGAGCAUUCGCAGGAUGGCCAGAAUGUCGAAGGAGGGCCCGCCAAGCUGUCGCAGAGGCGCAGGUGGGGUGCUGGCAGCGAGGCGAGCGACGAUGGGGCGGUCCGCGACGGGAAGCUCGGGUCGGGCAAGAAGGGCAAGAAGGCGGGCAGCGGCGCCGCGUCGGCUGCCCUGGCAUUGAAGAACGGAGGCGGCAAGGCCCCUGCCAGAGCCGCCAAGGCAACGGGGGUUGGGGGCGGCGGAGGCGGCGGUGGCGGCGCCGCGACAGGGCCCAAGAGGCGCGGCCGCCCGGAGAAGGAUCUGUCUGAGAUCGUCAGCAGUCUCAUGUCUCAGCUCGAGCACGCAGACGAGUCAUCGAUCUUCUUCAACGAGAACGCCACCGUGCAGCUCAAGUGCAUCAGGCGCUACCUCGCAACGGCGAAUAUCAAGGUCGCUGCAGCGGCCCCCGAUGCGCUCCGGGAUUGCGAGAUCCUCAAGAAGAAGCUCCACGUGAUCGAGUCGUGCAUGGUGCUGUGGAACAGCUGGGCUGGCAAGAGCAAUAUGGCGGCAGGGCGAGCUACGUUCCAUCGGCAGUGGGUUGCCCUCGAGACUUUUACAGAAGCUGAGCCUCGUGUUAGUUUGUCCUGCGAGUUCAUCAGCUUGUUGUACUACAACGUCAUGGCGUCCGCCUAUGGCGACAACUUUGCCACCGAGCUCACUUUCUCAAAGUUGCGGUUGCGCUUUCCAUCGGCCAGGGAAGAGGCGUUGGCCAACUACCAGCGCAGGUUCACCGCCGAGGCGAUCGGCUCCGUCCUCAACUCGGACACGAUGGACACCUUGGCCGUGGUGGAGUCCCUUGCGAAGCUGUUCCGCCAGUUUACCAGCGCUGGAGUGGCGGGCUUCUCGCCUGAUCUGUUGAAUCAAAUUGGCCAGUUCCAGACGCUGGUCGACAUGAAGUCGCAGUGGCUUGGCGACGGGGCCAUGGCCAACGUCGACGAGGUCAUCGCG
Molecule: messenger RNA, 1254 nt
Organism: Prorocentrum cordatum
Lineage: Eukaryota; Dinophyceae; Prorocentrales; Prorocentraceae
Source: the annotation of a GenBank genome assembly